AUGGAAGUCAAGGAAAGUGGCCGCCAUAUUAACCCACUUCCAGAAGCUCUACCUCGAGUCAUCUAUAGUACAGUAGAGCAAAACCCUUCUUCUUCGUUCCGCUUUCUCACCCUCGGUAUUUCCUGGUUGCUCGGGUUUCGGGUCCUUUCGGUUCGUCUUUCCCUUUCGAUGGUGGCGGAGAAUGAGUCUCGGGCUUUUCGGAUGGUGGUGGAGAAUGAGUCUUGGGGUUUACGGAGAUUUGCUUUGAUGGGGAUGGAACAAUUUCAGCAUUGGUUUCUCGAGUUUUUCGUUUGUCGGUGCAGGGGAUUCUUUUCGGAUGAUUGUGGCGAUUUGGCUGAGGGUUUUGGUUGUGUGGGUGCUGGUUUUUCUUUCUCUGAUUGUGGCGAUUUAGCAUCAGAUUUUGAGGGUUUUGGUUGUGUGGGUGCGGGAUUCUUUUCGGCUGAUUGUGGCGAUUUGGCAUCGGAUUUUGAGGGUUUUGGUUGUGUGGGUGCUGGUGCAUGCUUGAUAUCAUGUGCUCCGGGUUUCUUCUUUGCUGGCAUCGGAGCAUUCGCUUUUCCCGGUCCCUUAGUUUCCGAAUCCCCUUUGUUGGGUUGCUCGGGUUUAUGUCUGGGUGUCGGUUUUGCUUUCGUAGGCGCCGGCGCUAAUUUACCGUUCGGUUUCUCAUCUACCGUUUUGUUUCUCGUACACCGGUCUUUCUGCAUCUGGCGAGUAAUCCCAUUCUCCCGAGUCGUCAACCUUCGGUUUUUCAUUGGAUUCGGGUGGAGAAUCUUCGUCGUUUUCGCAAAAUCGAUCCUUGUCGUGCUCGAGAUCGUAAUUCUCCCACCUCUCGUGAUCGACGAGCCUAAUCUGCAUCCCACCAUCGAUUCUCCACUUGCAUUCGCGCUUGCACUUCUUCUUGGGAAACGCGUGGAAAUAUCCCGCGUCCGAGUAGGUCAAAUCGUCGAGAUAAACGUGGCAAAUCAUUUUGACCGCGUCUUUCUUGGAAAGCUCCCACCGAACCUCAUCGCCCGAUUCUUGUCGCCGUACGAGCAGUCGACUGUCGAGCCGCGUUUCGCCGUGUUGGUGAUGGAGACAUAUUUCUUCUUCUCCUGUGUUGUUUUUGCAGCUGAUGAUAAGUUUGUGGUGGCUGAAAAUAGGGCAAUGAGGGAUGAAAAAAGGGGUAGCAAAGAUGUAACUGUGGGUAAUUAA
Molecule: messenger RNA, 1188 nt
Organism: Striga asiatica
Lineage: Eukaryota; Viridiplantae; Streptophyta; Magnoliopsida; Lamiales; Orobanchaceae
Source: the annotation of a GenBank genome assembly